Messenger RNA from Calliphora vicina (urban bluebottle blowfly), 1179 nucleotides. RefSeq lists its product as uncharacterized. The record is from RefSeq and is a predicted model, not a curated record. The transcript has 2 exons. Lineage: Eukaryota; Metazoa; Arthropoda; Insecta; Diptera; Calliphoridae. Bases 28 to 1167 code for a protein of 379 amino acids.
GAUGAAUUAGUUAUUAGAAAAUAAAUAAUGAAACUGUUAUACACUAUUAUAAUCUUGGAGCUAAUACAAUUGGUUGUUUUAAGGCCAUUGGAAGCCACCACUUCAUUGCAGGGCGAACUUAUGGAACUAUUGAAAAACGAAUUGUAUGCAAUAGACAAAGAAUACUGUGAAAGGGCUAAAGCUUUAAGUAAAAGCAUACUGCAGGAUAAAUAUGUACAACAGGCCGCCACACCUGUAAUGAGAACAUUUAAACAGCAUAUAAAAGAAUUUUUACGUGAUUAUCCUUCUUAUAUACGUUAUGGUUUAAUCCAUGAAUUAGUUAUCUUAUUUGUUGGAAUAAUCCCAGAGCCCAGCAGCAACAGGGAUAAACAAUAUAUUUGGGAGUUAUUGAUAAUACUAGGUUAUGAAGAGAUUAGUGAUGAUUAUGAAAGCAAACUUGAGGAUUUUGUUAAAGAAAAAUUUCUACCAAAAUUUGAGAAGUUAAAGUUAAAACUUUCCCAAGAUGAAUUGCGGCAACAAAAAGACUUUAUAAACUGGAGCAAUAAAUUAAAACAGUGCCAGGAUUAUAUCUGUCUGAGUAAAUAUUUUGUGACAUUGUCUGCACAAGACAUCAAUCCAAAAGAGGAGCUAUAUGAGUAUAUUCGUAAACAGAUCGAGAUCAUUGAUAUCUUUCGUGGUAACAGUGCAAACGAUAUUGCCAAUGCCAUAAUAAAGGAUCAGAAACUGUCACAGCUUAGUCCUGCCAUCAGGCAACACUUAAUAAUUAGCCUUAAUAACUUUAUUAUGAAAUUCGAAAGCAAUCAAGAUAUGGAUGAAUUGCACGAUUUAAUUGCAGAUUUCGAUAACAAUAUUUUAUUGAAAUUCUACUAUAAUAGGAAGUUGCUUUCAAAAGACAGAAGAUUGUUAAUGGAAAUCUUUAACAAAAAUGGUUAUGCGAAAUUUUUGUCCAAUUAUCGCAUAAAAUUUAAUGAUUUUGUGGAACAGGGUGUUUUAAUGAAAUUCAAAGAGUUUGAAAAGGUUCUCAGUCGCAAAGAGUUGAAAAGCGAAAAGACCUCAAUAAAAUGCUUUGUUGAAUUAAAAUCAUUAAACAAUUUCUUUGAUAGAUAUGAUAAACUUCACAAAUGUUUUACGAUACUACAAAAGGAACUGGAAAUAAAAACUAUUUAAAAAUAUGUUUAA